Molecule: messenger RNA, 2208 nt
Organism: Notolabrus celidotus (New Zealand spotty)
Lineage: Eukaryota; Metazoa; Chordata; Actinopteri; Labriformes; Labridae
Gene: pde6d
Product: phosphodiesterase 6D, cGMP-specific, rod, delta
Exons: 5
Coding region: 230-682 (150 amino acids)
Biological process (GO): sensory perception of light stimulus
Cellular component (GO): cytoplasm
Source: RefSeq, a predicted model, not a curated record
GCUGGGUUGACUGUCCUUAGUUCGCUUGGUAUAUUAAGCUGAUUGCAUUAUCGGAUCAGAUUUAAACUGCAGUCCAACAAUAUACCCGGGACACAUAGUCAAUGCAGUUUUUUAGAUAUCAUUGAAAGUCAAUGUAGUCAGCCAGGAACUGAAGCUAACAUACACGGAGGCGUUAUCAUUUCGACAGAUCCUGGGUUUUAACAGGGACCGACAACAGGCGAUUUCUGCAAUGUCUUCAGACGAAGACAGGGCCAAGGAGAUUUUAAGGGGCUUCAAACUAAACUGGAUGAAUCUUCGAGACGCAGAGACAGGCAAAGUCCUGUGGCAGGGAACUGAGGACCUCUCCGUACCUGGCGUCGAACAUGAAGCCCGUGUUCCGAAGAAGAUCCUGAAGUGUAAAGCAGUGUCCAGAGAAUUGAACUUUUCCUCAUCAGAGAAACUGGAGAAGUUCAGACUGGAGCAGAAAGUUUUCUUCAAGGGGCAGUGUCUAGAAGAAUGGUUUUUUGAGUUUGGUUUUGUUAUCCCAAACUCCACCAACACAUGGCAAUCUCUGAUAGAAGCAGCCCCAGAGUCCCAGAUGAUGCCAGCCAAUGUUUUAACUGGGAAUGUGAUCAUAGAGACCAAGUUCUACGACGAUGACCUCCACGUCAGUACCUCCAGAGUACGACUUUUCUAUGUCUGACCUCUGACCCCCGAUUCUACCUUUCAUAAUGCUGACAUCCUGCCAAGGUCUAUAAAUUACCACGGUUAGAUACAAUUUGCAGCAGUAAACAGCUCGUUGCUGAUUCGGGAUCAGCACACUUGGGAGAAACCAGCUUUGGUCCUACAGUCAGUGAAUUAUAAGCUUUGGAUUUUGGUUUUCCUCUUGUUUUGUUUUGACCUGACCUAGACUUUGGGGGGAGAGGGACUAGAAGGGAAGGAUACUAAUGUUUUUCACUGUUCAAAGAUCAUCUCUCCCUACAAUAUCACCUCCAGACUGUUCCACUGAAAAUACGACUCCGCUCAUCAUAAUUUAGCCAAGGAGCCACCCUGACAUGAGAUGAUUUGUGCUUCUGAAAAAUUCUGCCCUCUGCACUCCAAGGUUGUAUUUACUCAGGAAUAGAAACCCAUGCUUCUCAGUUGUCUGAUUUUAAGUUUUUUUUUUUUGUCUGAACAUGAGACAUUGCUCUCUGUGAAGUCUAUUUAAACACAAAUUGCACAUCAGAGUCAAUGGAAGACUCAAAAAGUUUAACUCUAGAUAACAUUUCCACUUGCUGUGUCCCAUUACAGAGGCUGUCUAGCUUGUCCAAUUUCUUACAGUUGAUUUUUUCAUCAUCAUGGUCAAUCAUGGCUAACUGUAGACUCCUUUUUGUUUACAUUUAAACAACAGGUGAAAAGUCAUACACAUCCACAAUUCCUUUGCUCUGGUCAGUCUCUUCCUAGUUGUAAAUCCAACUAAUUGUUCUAUCUAUGAGGCGAAGAUGGAAGUUAAACUGAUACAUAUUUGUCAGCUUCAAACUCUGUUGACAAGAACUGUCUGAAUGCACAGUUAAUGGUGGUCUCUGUGAGGCCAAGUACUGGAACUGCUAAUGUGGCUUUUGUCCUUUUAAAGACACACUUUAGCAGACAGUGUUUGAGGUGGGACACAGCGUACACCAACUUAACCUCUCCUGUUUUCAAACUGUGUGAACUAGCGUAGAUCAGUUGUUAUCAGGUUAGUGUGUGAUGGAGGACAACAUCCCUGUUGUUAUUCUUGCUGACAACAACAGGAAUUGGUUUAACUGGAGUGCUUCUUGUCUGUAUUGUUUGAAAUGAAAACCAGCUCACUCAAGUUUGAAAGCAAUGUUUUUGAGAGACAAUUAUCAGUAAAUGGGAUAGGUUUUUUGUUAUAUUUAUGUACUGGACUUACAGAGUUAUACAUACUUAAAAGAUUCACCCUCAGCUACAUCAUCUUAAUAUAGGGUGUAGACAAAGACAUGCAUCAUUUAUUCUCUGUAGUUAACGUGUUGUCAGAUUUAUUCCAACUAGACACAGAUAUUAACAGCUGUGUAAGGUAUUCAACUAGUUCUGCUUUGUACAUUCUGCUUAGAUUUUUAACUUUUACUUCACAUCCACUUCACUGCACUCAUGUCAGUGUUUGUUUUUCCUAGAGGCUAACUUAGCUUUGUAAAAUAGACAUGUUUUAACAGAAGUUGUGGAUUAAAGUCACCAAAUGUUGUAAUAAAUGAA